This is a messenger RNA of Priapulus caudatus, 1115 nucleotides long. Its product is annotated as gamma-glutamylaminecyclotransferase C-like. Bases 81 to 623 code for a protein of 180 amino acids. Gene Ontology annotation, molecular function: gamma-glutamylaminecyclotransferase activity. The record is from RefSeq and is a predicted model, not a curated record. Lineage: Eukaryota; Metazoa; Priapulida; Priapulimorpha; Priapulimorphida; Priapulidae. The transcript has 5 exons.
CAAAUCCUUGAACCAAAUCAAAUGUUUUGUAUUAUAUCAUAGAUAUACCAACCAAUAUAUAUAUAUAUUAUUAUAUAUCUAUGAUUAUAUCAAGAGCGUAUAAAGAAGGAUCCAGAAUCAUGCAUCGAGUGUUCGUGUACGGUACGCUCAAGCGCGACGAACCCAACUAUUACGUGUUGCAGAAAUGCGAUUACGGACACGCAGAGUAUGUCGGCAGGGCUGUAACAUGCGACAAGUACCCGCUGGUCGUGGCAACACGUUACAACAUUCCAUUCCUGCUCAGCAAAUGCGGCACGGGGAAGAACGUCGAGGGAGAGCUGUUUGAUGUGGACGACUCCAUGCUGGCUUCGCUGGACAAGCUUGAGGGCUGCCCAUCCUGGUACUCGCGUCUCUCCAUCCCCAUCGUCCUGACGACUGACGGGCACGACAACAGGUUGGAAGUUCCUGUGAGGCAGAAUGUCCAGGUCUACUUAUUGGAGAAUUACAAGAAAGAAUUGCUAGAAAAGCAAACUUUGGAUCGCUACUCCGCCGGGCGCGCUUUAGGCGCCACCUACGUUCCGCCCAAGGACAGGCCGCAAUCCGUUGCCUACGACUACAGAUCUGAAGCGAAGGAAAUGAAAUAAUCGUAGCUUGUCGUAUGCGACGAUAGAUCGGCGGAGUGGCCCGGGGGGGGGGGGGGGGGUGAGAAGGUUUUACAUCUUUAACUUACAGCUGUUGGAGCCUCACCCUGCUACAACCGACAGCACUGCAUACAAUAAUUACACCGAAACAGCUUCAGGAGUAGUCGGGCUUGCCUCGGGCAUAACAUUUACCCUUCCUGCUGCACAUUGCAGAAUGCACGGAAGGGUUUAGGGGGAAAAGUGGCCACGUCUAUAUGGCGUAUCACACAACAAAAUUCGUUGCUGCGGACCCGCUUGUACAUUUGUUGCCAAGUCGUUCUGACGUUCGUUAUCUUUCGAUAAACGAGUUUGUUUUUUUCGCAAAUUUUUACGAUGAUGUGUGAAAAGGUUUGUAUUUUCUGUGUGUUGUAGAUAGGGUGAUGCUCACAGACUACUCUAGUAAAGGGCAGCACAAUCUGCCGUAUGACUCUGCAUGGUACGUACGUGUAGAAGAGU